Molecule: messenger RNA, 6050 nt
Organism: Rhopilema esculentum
Lineage: Eukaryota; Metazoa; Cnidaria; Scyphozoa; Rhizostomeae; Rhizostomatidae
Source: RefSeq, a predicted model, not a curated record
UUUAAGAAUAUACUCAUUUUUUUCUACUGGUGUUGAAUUAUAAUGCAUUCUUCAUUACACUUUGUUUUGAAAGCUUUAAAACUCCGAUGGAUGAUCUAUGAAUGAAAACCACGAGAACUUAAAGGUCAGGUUCAGUGUGUUAGUUAUUUAGAUCGUGGCAAGCAGGGUCGCAAGGAGAAUUUAUGGGCCCGGGUCAGGACAAAAAUUAAAUUAUAAGGCAUGCCUAAGGCAGACGCUUCUAGGAGGUAUGGGGAAUGCUCCCCAGAAAUAUUUGAAAAUUGUGGUUGCCUAAACUGCUUUGGUGGCAAUGGCGAAGAUAGAGGGGUCAGAGGGAGCAAAAACACCACUGUAGAGCUAAACUGCUAUUUGUCGGAAAACCUCUGCUGUUUUCAAAAACUUAACAUGGUUGUCUAUGUUUAUCUAAUUGCUAUGUUUUGAUGGAAAAAAUUUGAAUCUAAAUAAACAUAAGAAUAUUCAAUAUAUCAAAAGAUCUCAUUUUCAGUUCAGAGGUCGUUAUGUUAUGUUGCAAUUUAUGAGAAAAAUAUAGAAGCUUGUUAGAUUUUUGUCGGAAAUCCAUGUUUCUCACCCGUCCUGUGAAUUAGAAAGAAAAAGAAAAUAACAGGUACAAAUGAUAUGUUUAAAUAACUGAGAAUAGAAAACAAGUGGGCUAGGCACAAGAUUUAGGGAUAUUUAAUGGAAGAGAAAUAUAUUAUCACAAGUUCAUUUAAUACUUUAAGCAACUGUUUAUUCUGUUUCCUUCCAUGUGGCACUGUUUCAUUCAACCUCGCACUUCUUAAAUACAAUCGAAAUACAAUAUACGCAUCAAAUAUCAUACUUACGAUACCUGAUCUGCUGUUUGAUAUAUUUUGAGCAUAACUGAUAUCUUAGCACCAUAAUGCAUGAAAAUGAAAUUUUCUUAGAAAUUCUUAAAGUUUGGAAAAUGAAAAACGUUCAAUUCGUUAACUAAAUUGGACCACAACCGGCACACUGUUGCAAAUAGAUGCGAAUGCCAUAGUGUAAAUUUGUAUGACAUACAUAUUGCUCUGUAUGUUGCCCUGCAAUCACAUUGUUAGUAACAUUCAGAAGUUUUUGAACUCCUUCAGCCCAAGCUCAUAAAGAUGAGAAAUUCUUAACAAAAUUAUAUUUAACAAUGAGGCAGUCAACGACUUCAUGGACCUUUGUCAUUAUUGUCUCUAAAAUUAUGUUAUGUUGAUGUUGAUGGAGAGGCUUGAUUAUUACUUAGAAAUUUUUUUCGAUUGAGUUAUUAUUUAUUUGCCCCUUAAGCCAAGAGUCCCCGGGUCAGUGACCCCCCUGACCCCCCUUUCCUCAGCUUUUACCGACCAAUUCAUCUCAAGAUUCAUUUAGAUUCUGUAAAAGAGGGGGCAUUAAAUAGCAGCGCUACUAAUAUGACUAGGGAGACGUAACCCUCUUGUUCUCUGCACGAUCGAUUUUUCAUUCUUCUGAAUUUGAAGAGAAACUGUUCAAUGUUAAUUUUUCAAAGUAUAGAGCCAAUGCGGGAUUAUAAGAGAGGCGGGUAUUCAAGAGAGAACUCGGUAUUUUGGAAAAGUAUCCUUUGUAAUUUUUUUGAAACUGCCUUUACGUAACCAAUGUUAGUUAUGUACGUUCUCUCGGAAAUUCGCGUUUUCUCUUGGUAAAAGGGGGCUUUCCUACAGUAAAAUGAGCGUGACAUGAAAUUCUCAAUGUUUCCCCAAAACUGUCUAGUGACUAGCCCCGCCAGUUGGGACCAUUGAUGCCACAUUGAGUAUAGGCGAUAAAAGUUUUCCAUUUAAAAGAAACUGCAGCGCCCAUCAACAUCCCCCCCCCCCCUCGUACCCCUAUAGCCUUCAGAUAGUAAAUAAAGGAAAUAUCCUCGUACUCCUUGUUUACGCUUUUCAAAAAUUGCUUCGCUGUUUAUUUCCACGUCAUAAUUAGAUCAAUCCUGCCUCGGCUUGUUCUGUGAGCCCGCAUUGUUAUUUAUGGGAAUCACCAUGUGACGUAUAGCAGUGAGUGAGAGCUCCCUUGGGAAGUGAACGCAAGGUGCCAAACAAAGAUUGGUUUGCUAUGUUUCACGGACUUCCCUUCCAAACGCUUAGCGCUUACAAAAAUGAUAUUUAAAUACCUUUGAUCAAAGUAAAAACUUUUAUGAAAGCCUUUGAUCACAUCAAGCCAAAUAAAGCUUUGUAUAUGACUUGCGUGACAAAAAAUAAUUUGAGGCAGGUCUCCCUGUUGUUUUGUUGCACCACAAGGCGAUUCCCGCGCGAACCGUUGCACCACAAGGCGAACCGUUGGAUAUUGCAACGUUUGCUUUUAAGCCUAUGAGGUAAUUCAGUUGCAAAGUGAUAGUGCAAGGAUAAGCAUCAAAGAUUGAGCUGAUCGCCUUACCUGCAGACGUUCUCUGUAAUAAUGGGAAUGGCAAAAGCAUCAAAAUGCAAGCGGUCUUCCGUUAAGGAAAGAAGAGGCUCCAUUUAUCACAAUGAAAAUUACGAAAAAUUCAGGAAACUCACAUUCGAGCAACGAUUGUCUGUGAUAAUAAAUUCCCGGCCAGGAUUAAAUGGGACGCGUGGGAUAAUCAACCAUCCCAAGGAGGGGCAAACACGGAAUUCAUUUUACUUGUCGCGACAGGCUGCAGCAGCUGAAAACCAUACAGCGAAGGCUUUAGAUAAAAAGGAUGUACCAAUAGCUACAUCAAAAUCUGAACUAAUCGACUCAUCGAAAGAAAAUCUAGACGCUCAAGUUACGCAGCAUGAACGUCCAAAGCCCAAGAGUGUGGGACAGCUCUGCGAGAUAAAUUACAUAUCGCCAAGAAAUCAGUCGAGUGCAUCCCAAAAUCACAAUGGAAGCCAUAAAAAAUCUCCAAAGAAUUUUCGGUCUCCUUUCUCUCAAAAAGUUCCAACACCAAAAAAGGGUGUUUUGGCGAAUUGUACUCCUCGCAAAUCGGGCCCUGCUUUAAGUCAAGAACCAGUUCGCUUUACUGCCGAAGCGCGUUGGAAUAUACAACAUGGCUUGCCGUUGCCUCCAAAGGAAAGAAGAUAUGAGAUUUUAAGCUCAACCAAAGUAUCAGCAAACACCCCUAAAGCAUACCCAGGAACUUCUACAGAUUUGACUUCUUCUGGAAAGAAUAAGAAAUCUGUGCGCUGGGCAGAUGUUCUCGACGGUCGAAAAUCCGACGCCACCCGGCAACUAAACUUCGAGGCCGAGGUAGUUGAUCCAGCGACCACCCUCUCGAAGCCACCUACAUCAACUGCAAAGCCUGAGAAAGAAAGCAUUAUUUCCAGGAUUUUCCGCAGUCUGCAAAAUACCCAUAAUAGCGACCAUGGCCCUACCACGAACACUCCAGAAGCAACACGUGUGACCAACUCACAUACAACACCAAAGGUUACUCAUACAAUCGACAACAAAACUGAAAGCAAAGCCAUACCAAAGCCGUUUCAAGGCGCAAGUGUCGUUUCGGAUGAAAAACAUCAUCUGUCUAAAGACACUGCUAACUGGUACAGUGCUACUCCGCGUAACGACAACGCCGAACACAGUAGACAACCGCUAACCCAUGCUCAAACGCCAAAAGCCAAUGCUGAUAGUUCUUUUUCCCAACGCACGCCUCAGGCAGAGUUUGGUUUAGACCUGCCAGUGAUCAACUGUCCAAUGAUCAAACGAAGUUGGGCACGUACACCCCAUGCCAAAGAGGAAGAGGAAAGGAAAAACAGGGAUAAUUUGAACAUGGACAAUACAAUUGAUUACAAUUCUACUUUCUCAGCGACUGCUGCUGAAACUCAUUUAGCAGAUUCUAAAAAGACUGACACUAGUAGCACCAAUUGUCUGAAAGGAAGCGACUCCGACUUGUUUGCGCCAGACGAGUGGAGGUCCAAGUUUGAUAUAUCAAAAGGAAUUUUACAUGUUAUCGAUGACAUCAAUAAAUGGAACAUUCAAGAAGACAUGAAAAAGGUGUGUUCAUACAAAGGCAAACUUUCAAAAACUCCGGCUGGUAGUGCACAUAAAUCGAAAGAUGACGCACCUCUCUUACCCUCAUUUUCUUCUGAUAACACAAAUCGAAAUGCAGAUACAUUCAGUGAAACCUCUUUUUCCCCUGUUCACCCUCAACGGCAGCGUAAUAGUCCCAUUUCUGCUUCUAUUGUACCGCUCGCGUCAACGAUUUCUCCCUCGCCAAAUGUAAGUUCUUCAAAUAAUGGUUCUGGAGACGUGCUACUUAACUAUCUAGCUAAAUUACCAGAGCUGAAGAAUCACAAUGUUACAAAAACAUCAGAAAGUGGUAUGAUCUAUUCAACUGCUUCUUUACGAGGGAAUCAAGGGUUAGGUGGUGUUUCCAGUUUCGCUGGUGCUACUAAAGGAAAAGAAAUCGUUUACAAAAAUGCUGAUUCAUCGCCGACGACUUGCGGUGUAAAUCAGAAUAGUGCAACAAAGCCAACUUCACAAACCCAGAAUAGCCAAGACAGUACUUCACAAAAACGUCUUGACAGAUUCAUAUCAAGUAGCAGGAUCGCUGCCAUAGUGGAGGAGCAUCUUCGCCCAGUUCGCUCAGUGAUUGACAAUGCAUUUGCUUUGGAAAUCAGUCAGUACCAACAGUCAGCAGUUGAGCCUUCCAUACGUGAAAACUCUGACCAAUCUGUGUCCCGGAUAGAUGCAGCCUAUUUCUCCAAAGCCAACUCAGAUGUAUCGAGCCAGUCUAAUGGACAUACAGAGGGGCGCUUACAUUCAUCGGCGGGCAGUGCAUUCAGAAAAAUCUCAAAAGACUCGAAUUUCUCUCUAAAAGAGCGGCCUUAUGAUAGUUAUUAUGUUAACAUUCUGAAAGCUGAAAACGAAAUCAGUGCUGAAUACUCGAGUGUCAAGAUACUGGACACUGAGGUUGCUUUUCACACCAGAUAUCUGGAAGUAGCCCAACGACUUGGCGGAAGGAGAAUUGAAACAAGAGAUUGUCAUGAUCCCGUCUUCAAGAUCCUGACUCUCGGCGAUGCUUAUCAUUUCUUUCCGAUUGAUGAGCAAUGAUUUCACACAAAACUGGGGAUCUGUCACAGCUGUACAGAACAGUAGCAAUAGGCUGGCUUAUGAAGCUGAAAAGAUUUUUGUAAAAGAAGUAAGAUUUGACUUUACAAAAAGACAAUAUAUCUUGUAAAGGCUGUUAAGUAGAUUGUGUUUCCUUGAGAUUUCCUUAAGUAGAUUGGGUUCUAAUUUGUCAAUCCUGGAUGUUAACUGUAGACAGGGUCGCGGAGAACAUAACGGCUCUGAGGGCCUCAAAGGUUUUUUGAGGGGGAGGGGUGGGGGAACUAAACGCAGGAUUGAUUUUUGUAGGGUUCAAGUACAUUUUUUCAAUUAUUCGAGAGCCCCCCCCCCUACCCACCCCCCCCCCCCCCCCCCCGACUUCUGCGACUCCUGACUGUAACUACUAGUUUGCCAAAGAUUGUUAUUGCAAAUUCUAGUUGUAGUCUAAGCCAUGAUUAACCCAGUAAAGACAUUAAUUCAUUUCUUAGACAGUUGGGUUAAAACAGGUGCAUUAGCCUUUAAGAUUCGUGACAUUAAAUGGUCAAUAAGCUGUGUUGAUUUAGUGACUGUAACUGUACAUAGUUUGUCAAGAAAAUUAAAUUUAAGUAAAAAACUGCUUGCUUUGUUCUUCUAUCUGCACAUAACAAGGUUGCAUAUUCUGUACAAUUAUCUAAGUUUUUCGAGACCUAUUGAGUCAACCAACCGCAGCUAAAAAAUUGUCUCCAAAUUUUUUGGACAGAACAUUAUAUCUAUUUCCUAAUCUACAAUUUUACUGAUCGUCUUAUGUUGGAACCAGCUGACAGACCUGUGUAAGAAACAAUCGUUUCUUCGAAAAAGAAACCUCUGAAUCGAAAAAUGGCACCGAUCACAUUUACAAUUUAGAAUACAGCAAUUUUGAGAAGAGAGUUACACCUAAGUUGCUUUAUUCAUCAACCAGAGUUAACUUUGAUGAAUAUUUGAAGAUAAACACGAUAUUUUUACAGCACCAAAUCCAACGACACACCAACUAGGCAUUGAUACCCAGAAUUUUAUACCUAGAUAACUUAAAUUUUCCUCGA